AGGUUGCUUGUUCGAGAAACCCGUCCUCAUCCUUUGCGUCAGUUCGGAUGGUCCGCUUGCUGUGCGCCACAUGAUGCAGCCAUUGAGAGCCAACGACCCGGUGCCUUAACGUUCCUACUAGCAGAUCAAGACCCUCGCAAGCGUCAAAGUAGUGUAAGAUCAUGUAGGCUCCAAUGCACACUUAUCGCUGCCCAAUCUUGAGUCGUCGCUUGAGGGCAUCUCCCCGCGCAGAAAGAGCCAGGCAUACCUCGCGAGCUGUGACCAAGGCCAGUCGCUGGUCGUUGAGUUGUCUAGUUGACAGUUUGCAUGUGGCAAUUGGCUCUUGUCAGCUAUCUCGUGCCCCAAAAUUCGAGGCGACCUUGGGAUGGGGGUCCUGGGCAUGUCGAAUUCAAGAAUGUCGUAUAGAAUGCUGCUGGUUCUUGUCUCGUGGCUUUUCGUCCAUUAAUUGGCCGUCUGAACCUUUGUUUCCUCCCUCCACAUUCUCCGAAAAGAAAAAAAGCCUCUUGAGAUUCAUCAGCGACACACCUGGUGCUUGGACACGGCAAACGACGUAUGUGCGUAUUUUUUCGUUUCGUGUAACAACCUUUUCGACUCGUUCUUUCCGGCCGGCUCACCAAAUUUUCGGCGAAGACAAAAGGGAAAAGAAACCCCGGCAACGGAGAAUACUUGCAAAGAGGACGAUUCAGCGUUAGGAAAAAGCAGCAAAGCGAGGAGGUUGCAAUUCAAACGCGCGCAAAGAUGCCGGAAUCGGUGUCGUACGACGCACAAAGGAGUCCAUUGGCCGUGCCGCCUCCGUCCGAGAACACGGCGUUGCUACCGAAGCCUCCGGCGUCCAUCUCCAAUGAACCCUACCCAAUCUGGCAAUGGUUGGCCGAGAUUCGGCUCCUCGCCAAAGCCGCCGUUCCCGUCAUCUUAGCGUAUACGCUGCAGAACAGCCUGCAGACCCUCAGCGUGCUCAUCGUCGGCAGACUGAGUCCCGAAGCUCUCGCCACUGCUGCCUUUAGUUAUAUGUUCGCCAUGGCGACAGCCUGGCUCAUAGCCCUGGGUGGAACAACGGCCCUUGACACGCUUGCAUCGAGUAGUUUCACCGGAUCUUCGAACAAGCACGACCUGGGUAUCCUUCUGCAGAGGGGCAUAAUCGUCUUGUCGGCAUUCUAUAUGGUGGUGGCAGUGCUAUGGUGGUUUUCUGAGCCCGUGUUCCGAGCAUUGGGCCAAGAGGAGUUUAUCUGUGAGCAAAGCUCAACAUUUCUGCGAUGCCUGAUCCCGGGUGGGCUGGGGUAUGUGUGGUUUGAAGCGAUGAAAAAGUACUUGCAGGCGCAGGAAAUCUAUCGUCCUGGGACCUACGUGCUGCUCAUCACGUCGCCGCUGAAUGCAGGGCUCAAUUAUCUUUUUAUUCAUACCCUCGGCCUCGGCUUGUACGGCGCUCCCAUUGCAACAGGCAUCUCGUACUGGAUUUCGUUCCUACUGCUCGUGGCGUAUGCCGUCUUCAUCCGAGGCAAGGAGUGCUGGGGUGGCCUGGAGUUGCGAAAAGCUGUGAGAAAUAUUGGACCCUUCGCCAAGUUGGCGAUUUUAGGCGUCGUCCACGUCGGCACUGAGUGGUGGGCAUUCGAAAUCGUCGCCCUAGCCGCUGGAAGACUUGGUACAAUUCCCUUGGCGGCGCAGUCAGUCAUCAUGACUGCGGACCAAGUCAUCAACACCAUCCCCUUUGGCCUCGGCGUGGCAGCGUCGGCAAGAAUAGGAAACCUGCUGGGUGCGCAGCGACCGCGGGAUGCCGCAGUAGCAGCACACUCGGCGGCGAUCCUGUCUGUGGUCCUUGGAAGCGUCGUCCUGAUCAUUCUCAUGGCAACCAAGGAUGUAUUUGGAAAAAUAUUCAACGACGACGAGGGUGUAGUCCGGCUCGUGGGCGAGGUGAUGCCAUAUGUCGCCUUGUUCCAGAUAGCAGACGGCCUGAACGGAUCGUGCGGCGGUGUGCUUCGAGGUAUGGGCCGCCAGUGGGUCGGGGCUGUGGUGAAUCUUAUCAGCUACUACGGCGGAGCUCUGCCAGCCGGGAUCUACCUCGCCUUUAACGGCUGGGGUCUCGCGGGGUUGUGGAUUGGACAAUGUGUUGCUCUGUAUCUGGUCGGGGCGCUGGAAUGGGUGAUUGUUGGAUUUAGCAAAUGGGACAAGGAGUGCCAGCGGGCUUUGGAUCGACUAGAUGACUCCGGCAGUGAUGGAGAAGAUGAGGCAGAGAGGGCCGCCGCCAAUGGUGUUGUCUAGUGAAGACACAAUAUCAGAGACGGGCUCCUCUCUGGCCAAGACUGUAAUGACCCGGUUGCCGGGCUGAGGAGAUGGCGCGGGGUGGUUACGGUGAAGCAAUUCUCUCCGAACAAGCAGCUGCGGUUCGGCGAAGAGCAGCUUUGUUGGGAAAUGAGGCGUAUAAGUGGUUAGGUAGAUAGCCAGCAGCGUCAGGGAAAAGACUCGGUAGAGUAAAAGGCGCGAUGAACAGUUGCUACUUGGCGAGUGGGUGGCGGCCCGCGAACGCAAAUGCAGUCAACGUCGGUGGACUUGCAGUUUGGGCAACAUGCUCUCAAGUAGCUACAUAGGUAGGUAGGCAGCUACUGCAUUUACCCUUCGUUCUCAUAACGCAGG
This is a messenger RNA of Colletotrichum destructivum, 2628 nucleotides long. RefSeq names its product Putative multi antimicrobial extrusion protein. The record is from RefSeq and is a predicted model, not a curated record. Gene Ontology annotation, biological process: xenobiotic detoxification by transmembrane export across the plasma membrane. Gene Ontology annotation, molecular function: xenobiotic transmembrane transporter activity; antiporter activity. Gene Ontology annotation, cellular component: membrane. NCBI's taxonomy places the organism in Eukaryota, Fungi, Ascomycota, Sordariomycetes, Glomerellales, Glomerellaceae. The coding region runs from base 739 to 2256 and encodes 505 amino acids. The transcript is spliced from 2 exons.